CGAAUAAACAUAAAAAACAGAAUCAGCAACCCGAAAACUUGUAUAAAUAUAUUUUUUGUGAACUCAAUUUCUCUUCGCAAUAAUGGAGGACACCGAAGACCAAGAUUCCUGCGACUUUGCUAACAUAUCGGAUGCAGAUCCACAACCGGCCUUGGAGCCGGAGGAAAUGAGCAUUUUGCCGCCCAAUCAUCCGCUUUUGCGGAAGUUCCAACAAUCGCUCAAGGAGCAUCUGCUUCGGACCAAGUAUAAGCUGGAAAAUGAGAUAACGGACAUCAAAUAUCAAGUGAAACAGAAGGAAGAUCGCCGCGAAGCUCAAGGAUUGGCCCUUUAUGAUAUGCAAAAUAAAAUAACCUAUCAGGAGCAACAAAUCAAGGAGAUCUCAACGCAAAUUGACGAGCACAUUGAGAAACGACAAGAAGAGGAAGCUGCAGUGGAAAUCAUUAAAAAGGAAUACGAAGAAAAGGUGAAAUUGACGCGCACGCAAAAAUCAUUGUAUCAGACACGCAUGAUGGAGCUGGAAGAUCUACAAAGUCUGGGCAGCAACAUCAAACAAUGGGCUUACGAUGUCGAGGACGAGGUGAAGAAUGCCAAGCGCAUUGUUAGCCGCGAUGCACAGUUGCAGAAGCAGCUGUCCGAGGAGAAACGCAAGUCCGAUAUACUCUUCUAUCGACUCGAUAUGGAAGUGAAGAAAAAGGAGGCCGAACUCGAAUCAAUUAUCGAAGAUGGAGCAGCCAUCCGAGAGGUGGUGAACGUUCUCAAUAUGAGCAUUGCGGAUGCCAAUACCGAUCUGGAGGCGCUGCAGAAUGAACACAAGCGUCUGGUGCAAGCUUGGAGUGAGGUGAUCAUUGCGAUUCAGCAGCGUGAUAAGAUUCUAUUCCAAGUCCAGGAUAAUAUAAGAAAACAAAAAGAAGCCAUCAAACUAAGUUUAAAUGGUGUGGAGGCUGUAAAAAAACAAAUAGCACGUGAAAUGCAAUUAAACAAGAAACUAGAAUCGUUCAAGCAGCGAAUGGUGGAUGACAUGAACACUCUUAGUCGUGACUGUCAACGCGAAGCAGAAAAUUUGACGGGCUUGCAAAACAAACUCGACGAAUUUCCCGACUUCUUAGCGCGAACUGAAGCCGAUUUGCAAGAAGCCACACGUGAAGGUCACAAAUUGAUGUCUGAAAUCCGUCGCCUUGAUUUCGUGCUGGACAAAAAUCAUCAGAAGAAAUUUAAAACCGAAGAAGCUAUACUCAAACUGGCUCAAGAACAACUUAUUACCGAUAAAGCCAGUGGUUAUCGCUUGAAGCUAUUGAACAAAGCGCAGGAGCAACGUCGAAGUGUCGAUUUGUCGCUGUCGAAAGUUCAAAAUCAAUUGUCGCUAGCCAUGCUGGAUGUGGAGCAGUUAAGAGGAGUACUUUACAAGUCUCGAAAUGAAAAUGAUGUUGUCAAAGAGAAUCUGAAUAAGGCUGAACAAAAAUCCGAUUGCCUGGAAGACGAACUGAAGCGAAUGCAAACUAAGAUUGAUAUCAAAAUGCAGCGAUUCGAGAAGUUAAAUAGCCAAAUCGAAGAGAUCCAAAGUGCCUUUGGGGAUGAGACUGGCAAUCCAACUGAAUUAAAGAUCAAACAAAUUGAGAAAUCCAUUCACAUUGGAGAACAUCAGAUUAGGGAGCAUCAACAAUUUUGGAUAAUGCUGCAGAAUCAUUACGUCAACUUGACGCAUAAGCGAAGUGAUCAGUUGCAUGAGAUUCAGGUGACCCGCAAACAAUUGUCAAUCAUAAAGCAAAAAUCAUUGAAAGUUGAGCAAGAGUUGGAGAUAUCAGAAAGCAAAACCAGAGAUCUAAAGCUAGAUAUACAAAAAUUCACCUCCAAAUUGGAGCUGCUCAACGAGAAAAUUUACAAUAAACGCAAAAAUCAUGACACCGAAGAAAGCGAGUACGAACAUGAACAAGCUGAGCUUAGCCAAAGACUCAAGGACACUGAAGCAGGCACAUUGAAAUUGGAAAAGGAUAUAAAUGAUUUGCAAAAUGAAAUAGAGCUCAACAAAGACUUGGUGCUCGACAGCCAUCGAGAAGCAUUGUCUUGGGAAACAAAACACAAGUUAAUUGAGGAAACUAUCAAUUGGUCCAAGUCGGAGUCAUCGUUAAAUGGUGAAAUAGGCGCCAUGAAAAUCGAAAUACACAGAAUGAAUAUACGUCACAGUCAAUUGAAGCGUGCUCAAGAGAAAUUAGUUCAAGAUUUAGAACAUUGUGUAAUGCAUCGGGAGCAAAUAUUUGUGAAUGCUUCGGUCAAGGAGCAUAUCGAUGCCAAAAAGAAAAGGUUUAAGAAUUCAUCGCAGGCGCAAGUAAAACUUGAAGAAGUACGCAAUAAAACCAAGGCGAUUCUAAAUGAAAUCGCAUUCUUAGCGGAUAACCGUAUCGUCGAUUCUGUCAGCAAUAUAGAAAAAAUGAUCUACAUUUUGCGAAAGAUUCAAGCGGAUCUCACGGAAGUCACAUCCAAAGAUACCAGAAUCCAAGCGCAAAUUGAAGAUGCCAUACUAAUGAAACACGCUAAUCUCGAGCAGAUCAUUCGCAAACAGAAUCGGGCCAAGGCAUUCCGUAAGCUCAGCACUUCCAAGGGACAGCUCAAGAUUGUGAGAUCAGAAAGUGUUAUUCAGCAACAAUUGGAGAAUCAACUUGAGAUGAAUGAUACGCUGAUGGAAAUUAUUCAAACACUUACAAAUGAUUAUCCCGAAAAAAAAACAUUCUUCUCAAAAAUUGUUCAUUUUUUGAAAGAGUAAAUGUGUUUAAAGCGUAAAUAAAUUUCUUUUGCAACAGUUCA
This is a messenger RNA of Drosophila nasuta, 2799 nucleotides long. It is a transcript of the gene l(2)41Ab, whose product is annotated as lethal (2) 41Ab. The transcript is spliced from 6 exons. The coding region runs from base 83 to 2758 and encodes 891 amino acids. Gene Ontology annotation, cellular component: cytoplasm. The record is from RefSeq and is a predicted model, not a curated record. Gene Ontology annotation, biological process: axoneme assembly. NCBI's taxonomy places the organism in Eukaryota, Metazoa, Arthropoda, Insecta, Diptera, Drosophilidae.